GCCCACUCAAAGUUUUUCGUCGUCUUCUUCGCGAGAAUUCUGAGUUCUCUCAAGAACCCUAAAAUUUCUUCAGAUUCUUCAGAUUUUCUCACUCAAAUUUCUGAGAGAAUGAAGAUUGUUGGCACUAAUGUCCACUUCCAGAAAUUGGAAGCCAAAUGCUCUUCACCGGCAUUCUAUAAAAGCUAUCUGGAGAUGAUAGCUGCUCAAGAACUCUCCGAAUUCCUUCAUAUGGAGAUCCACCUCAAAUAUGAAGUUGAAGUUCUGGAAUUCUACAGAAAUGGAGAGGUCAGGACUGUUCGAUCAAAGAAGAACCCACAGAGGACGAUUCAAGUCAUCAAAUCCACUAUUGGAGGGAGAGAAGUGAAGCUUUCACAGAAGAAAUUGGGAGAAAAGCUUCACCUUCCCAACUCUGGAGCUGAAAUUGGGAGAUUUCUAGUCAAAAAUCUGGACUGGAAUAUUAUUGGAAUUUCUGGGCAAGUUCCUUCUGGCCCAACGAAGAAAGCUGAUCUGAACAACGACUACAAGCUAGUCAUGGAACUGGUCAUCGCAUGCCUCGAGUGUGGAAGUGGAGGACAUGCUGAUGACAUCAUCCAAGAGAGGGCCUUCAUCAUCAACGCCCUCAUUACCAAGUCUAAGGUAAACUGGGCUGCACAUUUCUUCAAUUCCAUCUCAAAGCAUCUGGGAAAGCCCAACCAGAAAUACCUUUGUCAAGGUCUAUACAUUGGACAUAUUUUGGAGUCCAUGGGUGCUGCAUCUAAAGGGAAGAAGUAUGGAGCCAGAUAUUGGCUAUACUACCUGUCUUCAAAAGGAGAACACUACUACAAAAAAUGGCAAAAACACUGCCCCAAUUGCAUCACUUAUAUAAAUAGCCGAUGCAAAAGACCAAAGGCAUCGGUUAUUUUGUAAAAGCGAUGCAAUUGAUAUUUAUCAAAAAUAAUUUAAAAAAUCAAAAUAUGUAUUAGCAUCGGUUAUUUUGAAAUAACCGAUGCAAUAGACCAAUGGCAUCGGUUAUUAAGAACAACCGAUGCUAAUACAUAUUUUAAGAACAACCGAUGCUAAUACAUAUUUUAUAUUUUU
Molecule: messenger RNA, 1077 nt
Organism: Cuscuta campestris
Lineage: Eukaryota; Viridiplantae; Streptophyta; Magnoliopsida; Solanales; Convolvulaceae
Source: the annotation of a GenBank genome assembly